Molecule: messenger RNA, 846 nt
Organism: Hemisphaericaspora subhashii
Lineage: Eukaryota; Fungi; Ascomycota; Pichiomycetes; Serinales; Debaryomycetaceae
Exons: 1
Coding region: 1-846 (281 amino acids)
Source: RefSeq, a predicted model, not a curated record
AUGACUUUUAGUAUCAAAAGGAAGCAUAGAGAAGUAUUUAGAGAUGAAGAUGAUGAAGUAACUGAUUCUUCAGGGAAAAAGAUCAAAUUAGAUUCAAUAUUCCAAAAUUUAUCGAUAUCAGAAUCCAAAUCUUCAAAACAACCGGAAGAAAAGAAAAAUACUUGCUUUGUAAUCAAUCCUGGUAUAACUACAAAAUAUGGUGGAAUUCAUAAGAGGGUCCCUUCUGGACUGACAAUACCUCGAAGUCUUCUGAUCAAUUCGUUUCUAAAUGAAAGAUUGAAUGAACAUCUAAAUGAGUUGCUAAUUAAAUCAUUAUCAUUAGUACAUUGGUAUGAUUAUCGGUUCUUGGUGAUUUAUUGGUAUCAAAAAUGGUUUAUUAAAUUAUUUAAUCGAUUUGUACGAAAAUAUAAUGAACGUAAUGGAACUUCAAUUCCUCGUUUUAAAACUUAUGACAAGAUUUUACAACUUGUCAAUGACAAUAUGUUGAGUUCAGUGGAUUUAUUCAAUAUAAUUUCACAGGAGAAUGAAUUAGAAAUUCAUAGACUACGAGUUAAACAAGAGAAGAGGGAAUUGAGAAAAGGAGCCGAAGACUCUAAAUCAGAACAAGAAAUAUAUGGCAAUAUUAAAUAUGAUUAUUGGGAUACCAUACAUUUUGAUCCUGAUUUGGAAAUGUUGGAUCGUCCGGCCCCAACUCCAAAAGUGGUUGAAUUGAAAGAAGAUCACGAAAGCGAUCUAGCUAUGGAUCUUGAUGAUGAUGAUGUUGAUAUGGGUGAUUCUAAUGUUUAUUAUCAAUCAAAUUAUGGAUCUUAUUAUACCGAUUACGGAGCUGGUGGAAUGACAUCAUAG